CUAGUUACCGAAGAAUGCUACACAUCUCCUUUGCUUAUCCAAUUCCAGCUCAAUUCCUCAAAAAUUCCUCCCAUUUCCACCCUCCUUCCCUUCCCUAAUUAAAAAUCCCCAAAACUCCACCUCAUACACUCAUCAUCUUUCUCUUUUUCUCUCUGGAUGUCUGCUUACCCGCUUUUAGCUUGAGUUUUCUCUCUCUUCCCUUCAUCGGCACCUACUUUUCCCUUUAUCUAUCCAAAAUCCUAACUUAUGUUUUCAAUUUUACGCUAUUGAUUUCACCAUAUCAAUCAAUUUCAUCGGUGUUAGUUUUGAUUGUUUAAUUUAUCGAAAUCGUUAUGGAUCGGAUCGUCGGAGGCAAGUACAAGCUAGGUCGCAAGAUCGGCAGUGGUUCCUUCGGUGAAAUUUUCCUUGCUACUCAUAUCGACACCUUCGAGAUUGUCGCUGUAAAGCUCGAGAAUACCAAGACGAAGCAUCCGCAAUUACUGUAUGAGGCGAAGGUAUACACCAUUCUUCAAGGAGGAAGUGGGAUUCCAACUGUGAAAUGGUCUGGAGUGGAUGGGGAAGAUAAUAUUCUCGUGAUUGAUUUAUUAGGGCCUAGUCUUGAGGAUCUUUUUGUGUAUUGCGGAAGGAAGUUCUCAUUGAAAACGGUCUUAAUGUUGGCUGAUCAAAUGAUUACAAGAAUAGAAUAUGUACAUUCAAAAGGCUUUUUACAUCGAGAUAUCAAACCUGAUAACUUUCUCAUGGGUCUAGGUCGGAAAGCGAAUCAGGUUUACAUUAUUGAUUUUGGUCUUGCAAAACGUUAUCGGGACUCGACUACAAAUCGCCAUAUCCCUUACAGGGAGAACAAGAAUCUGACGGGAACUGCACGUUAUGCUAGUUGCAACACUCACCUCGGCAUUGAGCAAAGCCGGCGUGAUGAUCUAGAGUCACUUGGAUAUGUUCUCCUUUAUUUUUUGAGAGGAAGCCUACCCUGGCAAGGUCUAAAAGCCGCAACAAAAAAGCAAAAAUAUGACAAAAUAUGUGAGAAGAAGUUGGCUACUCCAAUAGAGGCGUUAUGCAAAUCGCAUCCAGUGGAGUUUGCCUCUUACUUGCAUUAUUGUCACUCAUUGACAUUUGAUCAAAGGCCUGAUUAUGGAUUCUUAAAGCGCUUGUUUCGUGAACUAUUUACCCAUGCAGGAUAUUCUUUUGAUUACAUCUUUGAUUGGACCAUUAUGAAGUACCAGCAGGCACAAAAAAGUAGAAACCAGUCUCAAUUAUCGCCUGCUCCUGGAGGAAGUAAUAUCCGAGCGAUCCCGAUGGAUGUGGAUAAGAAUCAAGUGGGAAGGAGUGCUAUGUAUAGUGGUAUUACAGAUGGUGUCAAAAUCAGCAAUGGGGGUUCUGAUCCUCGCAUGCGUUCUAGUUUGGCCGCUGAGAAAAAUUGGAGUUCUGAAAGCAUGGCUUACAAAGAUUUGCCAUCAACUUCAUUUUCAUCACAUGCGGUCUUGAGAAAAGAAGUCACAGAACCAGUUAAGUCUACUGAAGCUAUAAAUUCAAAUCAAGGACAUGUCCAUAAAACCGGUCCUUCAAGCAAAUGGAUUUCUCCUCUGAUGCGCAUGUCCUCUGCAAAGUGAUCAAAGGUGGUUAUAUUUCUUCUGGAUUGUUGAUCUGGUCAUGUGACAGACGAUAAAAAGACUCCAUAUCCUUCUUCCAGGUUAAACUAUACUGGAUGUUAUCUUCUCUACAGAAACCCGUUUCACCUCAGAUUUGCCACUCCUAGUGUGAUUUGAGCUUAUGCCAUGAUGCAGUACCAUCGAAAAUUACAACAAUUCUAUUUGGAUUUAUAGCAUAUUACCUGAAAAGAUAGGUGCAACUGGUGUGCUGAUGGCAUGAACUGCACACAUCCCUCUUGUAUUUACAUUUCUGUGUAAUAGGACAACUGUGGCAUUUUCAUUGAUGUGCAUACCGCAAUAGUUGUAGAAUCCUCUGCCACUUCGUUGUCAUCAACAGCGUUCAUCUAUUUGGUUCAUGGGUUUGUGAGUUGCAUUUUGUACUUUUAUGAGAAUCGGAUGUAUGUGACAGUAGCAACAUACGUUAGCUUGACUAUUAAUUAUAUUCUGAAUUUCUAGACAAAAAAAUUUGGAUGUGUUUCUUCUUGAUUUGGUUACUUCAUAACGAAGCUACGUCAGGCAUUACUGUGUUUUUAUUAUUAACUUAAAAGUUCUUUAUGUUUAAUUUUAAUUGUUUCAAAAUUUUUUUUGUCAAGCAUGAACUCUAAAAUUACACAUGAUAUUUUCCCAAAAAAAAUUUCUAUGCUGUACAAAUUGUCAUAUUAUGUUUUCCAUUUUUUGUUAACUUCUUACUCUUUUCUAUUAAUGUGCCUGUUUUCUAUUAACGUGCCUCUUUUUUCUAUUAAUGUGUCGGUUUUUGUAAAUUACACUUACUUUCUCUUGUUUAUUCCGCAUAUCUAUUAACGUGCCUGUACUGUGUUCCUUGGUACUUGCUAGUCUCCAGAAUCUUCUGCGGUAUAAGAUCUUCCUCUUCCCUCUUUUCCUUUUGCAUUAUGUAUUCUUACUGUCCUUUUCCCCAGUCUGCCCCCAAGUUUUUCCUUUUUUACUUAAUGUUCGCAUUUUUAUAAAAGCUUUUAUUAUUCAUUUUUCUGCAAUUUGUAUCAGAUUUGAAAAGAAUUUUUAGUAGUUUUUUGCCGCCAAAAUCCCUUUCUUUGCAGAUUUCUUUCAUAAGUGAAACCUUAUCUUUCUAUUGGUUCUUAUGUUUUCAUGGGUCUUUUGAUUCACUAAAUUUUUUUGUUUUAAGUGAAGCCUUUAUUAUUUUCUGAAAAGCUUGUCAAAUGAGCCGGUGCAUAUUUAUCGUACUUGCUAUUAACUUUGUUCUCUAGUUAUUUGAUCCUUUGAAUAUAUGCUUAUUUCUCUGCAGGGAUUCCAGAACAAAGAAAUGGAACAUCUUUCGUGAUUUGAGGAGACAGCAAUGCACCUCUGCUUGUGAAUGUACUUGUCUAGGAUGCAGUCUUCUGUCUGAUUCUAUUGGACAUCAUAUUUUAACACACUAUUUAGCUUCUUAGCUUCCAAUUGAUGCUGUUGGUGAAAUUGCAGAGUCUAGCACUGGUCUUAAAUGCAUUGGUACUAUGCUAAUUUAUAUGGUAGUUUGUGAGGUGAAAAUUUUUUACAAGCAGCUACUUUUGUUGAAGAUAAAAUCCAGAUGGGCUAAUUCGUUUGCCACUUGACAAGCUUCUGCUGGCAGUACUCUUGGAGUAUAUUCAACAAAGUUCUGAUAUGGAUACCUAAGAGGUUACCUCUAAAUUUAAUUGAAUUAUGAUAGAUAUAUAGUAUGCCUAAAUUUGGGGAUUUGCAGUUUACACUUUGCUUCAAAGUUAGCUGCAAUUUUCUGUCUCUUUCUCUAUUUUCGGGAUACAUUUGUGAAUGCUUCUGUCUCCCUCAUUUGGUUCUAGAGGUUAUUGCAUUCAUUCGAAAUGGUGGAUAUUUAUGCAGCAUUAUUCAAGGAAUUUUGAUUAUUAUUG
Molecule: messenger RNA, 3508 nt
Organism: Amaranthus tricolor (Joseph's coat)
Lineage: Eukaryota; Viridiplantae; Streptophyta; Magnoliopsida; Caryophyllales; Amaranthaceae
Product: casein kinase 1-like protein 3
Exons: 14
Coding region: 333-1607 (424 amino acids)
Biological process (GO): signal transduction; endocytosis; peptidyl-serine phosphorylation
Cellular component (GO): nucleus; cytoplasm
Molecular function (GO): protein serine/threonine kinase activity; ATP binding
Source: RefSeq, a predicted model, not a curated record